AUGGCCCAUACUCAGCUGAGGAUCGAGUCCGACGACAAUAUGAGGAUGGAGAUGGUGACCAGGAUGCAGGUGAGCUCCGACAAGGGCCAACACUCCAAGGCCAUGAAGAUCACGGCAGCAAUCGAUGGAGUGGAGUCGGUGACGCUGGCGGGGGAGGGGCGGAACCUGCUCCGGGUGGUCGGCAAAGGCGUCGACUCCAACCACCUCACCAGCAAGCUGCGGCGGAAGGUGGGCCACACCGACAUCGUCGAGCUGCGCACCCUGCAGGCGGGCCGCGGCUACGCGAUCACCACCAACCCCGCCGACGGAGGGGGCUACCACUCUGCGCAGGCCGCGGGCGUGGGCGUGCGUGGGGACGCCACCGCCUACGGCGCGUUCAACAGUUACACUAUGACCGGUUACUCACCGGUGGCCGCUGAUCAGUACCACCGCCAGCAGCAGUCAUCAUACGAGUACAAGUACUACCCGCCCGCGCCGUACCCUACCACCGUCAUCCACCACGAGUACACGGUCGGCGAUCCAACCGGAUGCUCCAUCAUGUAG
Messenger RNA from Triticum aestivum (bread wheat), 543 nucleotides. RefSeq lists its product as uncharacterized. Bases 1 to 543 code for a protein of 180 amino acids. The record is from RefSeq and is a predicted model, not a curated record. Lineage: Eukaryota; Viridiplantae; Streptophyta; Magnoliopsida; Poales; Poaceae. The transcript has 3 exons.